Molecule: messenger RNA, 3021 nt
Organism: Magallana angulata
Lineage: Eukaryota; Metazoa; Mollusca; Bivalvia; Ostreida; Ostreidae
Product: N-alpha-acetyltransferase 25, NatB auxiliary subunit-like
Exons: 2
Coding region: 24-2939 (971 amino acids)
Biological process (GO): N-terminal peptidyl-methionine acetylation
Cellular component (GO): cytoplasm; NatB complex
Molecular function (GO): protein-N-terminal amino-acid acetyltransferase activity; protein binding
Source: RefSeq, a predicted model, not a curated record
CAUUAACGCUUGUAUUUCCGAAAAUGGCAUCCGGUAGCCAUGUGGAUGUCAAUGAAAGGCGACUUCGUCCGAUUUACGAUUGUUUGGACAAUGGGAACAAUAAAAAAGCGAUCCAAGAAGCAGAGAAAGCACUGAAGAAACACAAAGACUUCCAAUGUGCCAAAGUUUUGAAAGCGCUGGCUCUACUACGGCUUGGUCGUCAUGAUGAGAGCUCAGUUAUCCUAGACGAAAUCCACUCGCAACAUCCAACCGACGAAGCUACAUUGCAGGCGAUGGCAAUUUGCUACCGAGAAGUCUACAAACUGGAAGCCAUAGCAGACUUGUAUGAAAAUGCCCGAAAAAAUUGUCCAGACAAUGAAGAUAUUCUAUCUGCCUUGUUCAUGGCUUAUGUCCGCCUAGGCGAUUACAAAAAGCAGCAGCAGACGGCCAUGUUGCUUCAUCGACUGCAGCCCAAUAAAAAUCCGUGCUACUUCUGGGCGGUAAUGAGCAUUGUUAUGCAGAGUCAGAGCAGUGAUGAUGAGAAGCUAGCCAAAGGAAUGUUCCUCCCUCUAGCAGAGAGGAUGGUCAAGAAAUAUGUAGAUGAGAAGAAAAUCAAUGCGGAGGAAGAAGUGCAGAUGUACUUGAUCAUUCUGAAUCUUAUGGGAAAGUGGAAGGAGGCAUAUGAAGUAGUAACUGGACCUCUCGGAGAAAAAUUAACAAGCGAGACUUUCUACAAGGAAAGGAAAGCAGCAGAGUUAUUCUCAAAAAUGAACAACUGGCCAGAAGCAAAUGCAAAGUUCAAGUUUUUACUCAAAGAAAAUCCAGAUCAUUGGCAGUAUUGGAAAGACUAUAUUAGUUCUUGUAUAAAAAUAGCAAAAUCGAAUUGGCAGCCACAGGAUGAUGGAAAUAACUGUGAAACUGAUUAUACCAUUGACAUGGCCUCUCUAUUCAUGGAUCAAACCAUCAUUGUGUGUUCAGGAGACAGAUUACUGAGAGGCCCAUAUCUAGCUCAACUGGAACUAAUUAAGGCUCUUAGAGAAACUGGUGAUUUGUCUGUGAAAAACCUAGGAUCUCCCUUAACACUUCUUCAAGAUUACUUCAAACUUUUUGGUGACAAAAAUUGUUGUUAUGAAGACAUGAAACUGUUUACAAAUCUUAUAUCAAAACCACAACAGAAGGAUUUGAUCGACUCCUUCACAAAAACCUUGGAACUGCACAAUUCUGAUGGCAGUAUUUUUUUUGCACCUGAUGUUAAAGCUAUGCAACGUCACUUGACUGUCUUGCAGUUGGCAAGGUACCUUGGGAUCCAAGAUUCCAUGUCUGUAGAAGAAAAGAUCUCUCUAGCUAGGGAGUGCAUUCAAAGGUACCAACAUGGAUUAGAGUUUGGCAAAGAUCUCCUCAUCACCGAUAUUCAGCUCUCUGACAAUUUUAUGCUAAUGGCUGCUCAUCUGUUGGAAGAGGCAUGGGAGGAAACAGAAAGUCAACAGCACCUUGUGGAAGCUAUUGUUCAUCUUCAGAAAGGCUCCAAAAACUGCCCAGCCAACUUCCAGUUCAAGGUGAUGCUUAUCCACUUGUUUUCUGUACUAGGUGCUUAUGGACCUUGCCAACAAUUGUAUGAUAGUCUGGAAGUGAAGCAUAUCAUGAAUGAUACUCUGGGCUACAUCAUUUCCAACCACAUGGUAAGACUGGGUCACUUUGCUGCUGCUGGUGCAAACUAUGGAAGCAUGCUGAAAUUCUUUGCAGUGAACCACAAAGAGACUGCAGAGUAUCUUAUUGCUGCAUACAAAUAUGGAUCCUUUAAUAAGAUUUUUGAGUUUGUACGAUUCAGAGAAAAGUUGCAGAAUUCCCUUCAAUAUGCCUGUGCAAAAGUGGAGAGCAUGCUUCUGGACCUAAUGUUGGAAACCUCUCACCAUCAGAGUGUGGAACAAAUGGUGACUCACAUGGAGAUAGAUCCCUCAGAAGAUGGGGCACCUGCUGUGGAGUUUGGGAAACUCUGUGAUAAUCGCGACCUGAGAAUUCUAGAGGCUUGGGAAAAAGAAACCUAUGACACGAAGGCAGCGAGUGAUUUCUCAUUCCAAGAGGAGAAAGCGUGGUUGAGGAUCAGAAGUUUGACUUUAAGAAUUCUUGCUUGUGCUGUUAGUCUAGGUCAACAAGUUUCAAAUUCAAAGGCCUUGAGAAAUGGGGUUGGGUCAGAGAAAAAAGCUUUAAAUGAAAUUCUAGAGUCGCUAGGAAAGGAACUUUCUGAACAUAUUCAAGAAUAUGAAAAGAAAUUUAAUGUUGCCUACAAGUAUUCCCUACGUGGCCCAAGUCCAACACGGAUAGCAAAGUACCUUUCAGAUGGACAUCAUCAAGUCAUAUGCUCAAUGAUUGAAACAAUUUUACACCUGUUCAAAAUGCAAUCAGAAGAUUUAGAGGGUUCAGAGAAUGAGAAACAGGAAUCACCUUCUCAGAAAGUCCCAGAAAUCCUAGCGGGACUGUUGGUUAAAUACAAAGGGAGCCUGCUGUUAGAGACUGAUGGGAAGAAAUCCAUUAACGCUGCUGUCAUUGAAAACCUCUCUCUACUGGCAGAGACCAUGUCACAUUCAGCCAUCUUGACUGGGGUCUGCCACAGAAUCCUUAAACCACUCAAAACCUCCUGGAACAAAAGAUGUCGUAAGAUGAAGGCAGAAACCCCUCCGCCCCAGCCAGCCGUCUUCUCGAACUUCACAAAGCUCAUUGCGAGUUUUGAUGCCUGUGCCAAAGAUAUGCAUGUGGCCACACGUGAUCUUGAUCCUGUGCUGUUAUCUAUUAACCUCAGCAGUCUUAGUUUAGACGAGUCAGAAGAAAGUGACUCUUUGCAAGAUGCAAUGAUUCAGACUGAUGUGCUGAAGAACAUUGAGAGUAGUUAUCAGACUACAUCUCGAGAAGUGUGUGAACUUAUUCAUAACAAAUUACAAUAUUUCAAUAGUUUAAAACUGUAAAUUACUGGACAUUAUUUUACUGUAAAUGGUUCAAUCAAGUUUGCAUAAAAAUCAUGUAAAUCCUAUUAAACCGGCUUCCUAA